This is a messenger RNA of Magnolia sinica, 2036 nucleotides long. RefSeq names its product protein PIN-LIKES 3-like. The transcript is spliced from 11 exons. Gene Ontology annotation, cellular component: membrane. The record is from RefSeq and is a predicted model, not a curated record. Bases 235 to 1488 code for a protein of 417 amino acids. Gene Ontology annotation, biological process: endoplasmic reticulum to cytosol auxin transport. NCBI's taxonomy places the organism in Eukaryota, Viridiplantae, Streptophyta, Magnoliopsida, Magnoliales, Magnoliaceae.
UACCUUUUUCCAGCGGGCCACAGUGCAUGGAUGUUGUUGUCUUUAUAUCCAGUGCUGCUAAACCCUUCAGCAAGGGACCACAAGUUUUGGAUUUCCAUGAAAGCUCUUUGGCGGGAACUGCAAGCAGGAUGAUUUCAAAUUUACACACAAGAUGUUGCGGCAGAAGAAACUAAUGCAAGCUUGUUUCUACAGAGAAGAUAGGAGAAAAAGGAAGAGUUUGAGGAUUUUAAGGAGAUGGGUUUCAAAAAUAUUUUGGUUGCUGCAGCGAUGCCAGUUCUGAAACUUCUUAUAGUUACCAGUGCUGGAUCAUUUCUCGCAACAAAUCGUGUUGGUAUCUUAUGUGAAGAUGCUCUGAAGCAUUUGAACAAUGUGGUGUUUUAUCUAUUCGACCCGGCAUUUGUGUACAUCAACCUAGCUAAAACGAUCACAUUAAAAAGCGUGGUUUCAUUGUGGUUCAUGCCAUUAAAUAUCCUUCUUACUUUCAUAAUUGGCACGAUACUUGGGUGGGUCGUCAUCCAAAUUAUGAAACCUCCUUCCCAUUUGAGGGGCCUCAUUUUGGGUUGUUGUGCUGGCGGAAAUCUGGGCAAUAUGCUAAUUAUUAUAGUCCCGGCAAUCUGUAAAGAGAAAGGUGGUCCAUUUGGAGCUGAAGAUGUCUGCAAUAGAUAUGGACUUGCAUACGCUUCACUGUCUAUGGCUGUAGCAUCCAUCUUUUUGUGGUCGUAUGUCUACAAUAUCAUACGAAUAUCUUCAAGUAGAAAAAAUAAAAGUAUAGUGAUCGAUGCCCCAACUAGCACAAGUCUGCCUGAAGAAACUUCAAAGACACUCCCAGGGGAGCAAAUUUCAAUGCAGGAUUCCACAGUGCAUGAGGAUGUAGAAGAUCGACAUGAACCGUCUUCUACUAAAACCGAGGAAUUAAAGGGAAAACCAGAGGUGCAAACUCCAUCUAAGCUUAAGCAAGCCUUAAAGACGAUUUCAGGAAAAGUAGACGUGAAGAAGUUGUUGGCACCUUCGACCAUCGCUGUGAUUAUUGGGUUUGCUGUUGGAAUAAUAGCUCCAUUCAGAAAGGCACUCGUUGGUGAAAGUGCUCCUCUUCGCGCAAUACAAUCCUCUAUUGCAUUGUUGGGGGAUGGAGAUAUCCCAACUACCACCCUUAUAAUGGGAGGAAAUCUUACAAAGGGAAUACACAGGUCAGAAAUCCGAGUCUCAAUCCUCGUUGCAAUUAUUGUUGUUCGUUACAUCGCCUUGCCCUUUUUGGGUGUACUCGUAGUUAAAGGGGCAAUUCAUUUUGGUUUGGUGCACAAAGACCCUUUAUAUCAGUUCAUUCUUCUGCUGCAAUUUACAGUUCCACCUGCAGUGACCAUAGGUAUAAUGACCCAAUUGUUUGGAGCGGGCGAAAGUGAAUGCGCUGUGAUUUUUCUGGUGACCUAUGCACUGGCUAUAGUAUCACUCACACUUUGGUCUGCCUUCUUCAUAUGGCUUGUGACUUGAUUAUGCUGCAUAGGUUCGUGCUAGCUAAACAUUGUCGCAUCGUGCCACUGCAUGGUUGUUGGCAUUUCAUCAAUUUGUACACUGAUCAUCUAAACUAUGAUCCCAUGGUGUAUGACUCAUGAUAAGAUAUAAUGCAUCUCCAACUUUGGUAAUUGGCAUCCGAGCAUGAAAGAAACAAGAUCAUUGAAAAGUGAAUUGUGGCCAACAAAAACAAUAAGGUGCCUUUGCAUUUGGUUAUUGGAAAAUUAUAAUACCCUUUAUUUGCAAGGCUAAGAGUGACUAUCUGAGGCCUCUCUUUAAUGUCAAAUGGUGAAGACUUACCUAUGUAUCUCAAACAUGAAAUUCUAACACCCUUUACUUGCAAGAGACUAGGAGUGAAUAUCUUAGCUUUUGUCAACGGAGCUUGCUUGGUUAUUCAGAAAUUUUAAUACCCUUUAUUUGCAAGAUUAGGAAUGAAUAUAUCAUCUUAGCUUUGUCGUCAGAGCUUGCUAGAACCUUUUGUUACCAGUUAUUUCCUGAAAUUUAUGAACAAGUGAGUGAUAUCUCUC